AUGUUAUUUCCAACCUGUUUAUCUUUUCAGAGGAGUAACCAGUGCAGCCUGGGACAGUCUCCACAACAGUUAAUGAACGGUUUGCACCUCCUUCUGGCGCUGACGGAGGCUCGAGGUUUUGCCAUGCUUGAGUUCUCCUGGAUGAUCCUCAGAGUCUAUAAUGAAGGAAACUUCACCUUGGAGCAACAGCUGGCUCAGGAUCUCUACUUGCAAUACUCGGAGGACAUCCUGAUGGAGGCGAAGGAGGUCCUCGAGCUGCAGUCUCGGGACUACAUGAGGUGUGACCCCAGGGAACACGUGGAGGGCGAAACCUACGUACAGUUCACCGAGCUCCUUCAGGUACGAGUGAUAUUAUGCUCAAUGGAGACUGAUUGCCGGAGAGUUUGGAAUGG
Molecule: messenger RNA, 392 nt
Organism: Penaeus monodon (black tiger shrimp)
Lineage: Eukaryota; Metazoa; Arthropoda; Malacostraca; Decapoda; Penaeidae
Exons: 2
Source: RefSeq, a predicted model, not a curated record